Molecule: messenger RNA, 2118 nt
Organism: Penicillium oxalicum
Lineage: Eukaryota; Fungi; Ascomycota; Eurotiomycetes; Eurotiales; Aspergillaceae
Product: VPS9 domain-containing protein
Exons: 2
Coding region: 1-2118 (705 amino acids)
Biological process (GO): vesicle-mediated transport
Cellular component (GO): cytosol; endocytic vesicle
Molecular function (GO): small GTPase binding; guanyl-nucleotide exchange factor activity
Source: RefSeq, a predicted model, not a curated record
AUGGGAAACCCGGAUACGCAGUCUCUCUCGUCAGACAGGUCGAUCGCUGGGCAGGUAUCACCUGGCGAGCAGCUGCAGGCAUUGUCGACGCCGGGCGAGGGAAGGCAAGAGGCUGGUCCUGACGUAUUCGAGAGACGAGGCUCGGCCGAGACCGAGAAUGGAGGAGAUGGGCAAGGUGAGGAGGGGUUCGUUCUGUCACGCAGUGUGCAGGAUCCCUCGGAAGAGCUUCCAAUUGAGCUCGUGAGCUUGACAGAUCGAUUUGUCAACUCUCUCAGUGCAAAAGUGCAUAACUCACCUCCAACGAUCGACAAGAUUUCCUCCAUGUUCCAAGUCUUCUACAGCCGCGCAGAAUCCCAUAUUGCCACCCACAUCUCAACACUGGCCUCUCGCAUCAACCGUGAUUCACAGCCCCGACCGCAGAUUAAACCACGAGGGAGUGCGCUGUCGGUGCUUACAAGCAAACGCUCCCAAGAUGACUUCGGGCAAGGGAAUAGUGGCCGUCAAUUACUUACCGCGGAAGAAGUCGCCCAGAGGCGAAAGGCACGCAAAGCCCUUGAAUACAAACGCGCAGCGCUGGAGGAGGCUGCAGAGCGGCGGGUGUGUGAGCAGGUGUACGACAAGAUCUGGAGGCACAGGACAACCCUUGAUGAUGAACGGGAUGAGAAAUUGCGCUCGAAAACGGCAGCAUUGCUGCUCGUCGGAAUUGAUCUGAAGGAUCUGGGUGUAGAAAUCGAUAUGAAUUCAAUUGAGGAAGCGAAAAGACAAGAGGCCAAUGAUUUCCUGGCCCAGGCCCGAGACCACCUUGCGAAGAUGAACGAACCAAAGUAUCCUCUGGGGAAGCUUCAGCAACUGGCCGCCGCUCACAAAGCAAUCGUCGAUGCUCUGACAAAUUUACUUCCAUCCUCCUCGUCAGCAGAUGAGAUUCUGCCGACAUUGAUCUACUGUUUGAUCACCUGCCCACCCGAGGGUAUCGACAUUGUGAGCAAUCUGCUCUUCAUGCAGCGAUUCCGCUCGUCGACCAAGAUUGACGGCGAGACGGCCUAUUGUCUGACCAACCUAGAAGCCGCUAUCAGCUUCUUGGAAAAUGUUGAACUGUCUAGCCUUCGUGCAGAUGAAAUGCAGGAAGGACCCGUCAAAUCCCCUAGUGAAGGCCCUACCCCGUCAUCAGAUCGAGUCGAUCCGUUCCGACCGAAACCUGAACGCACAACGUCGUUGGUGACGCCAGUUUCUGCAGUUUCCGAGAUGGCCAAGCCCGAGUACAAAGAGCCGGUCUCUUCUACUCUCCCUCGCCCUCGCCCCCCUCUUGCCCCUCAACAACGCCGCUUGAGCAACCUUUUCCAACCGCCCGCUCGAGUCUUCGAGGCAGCGAACGAUGCAGUCCGUAACACCGCCGACCAGAGCCUCAAGAAUAUCGGCGCGACUUUAGAUAAUAGCUUCAAUUUCCUCUUUGGCCGACUGAAGGAAAUGCAGACCGCGUCAGGGCCCAACGCCAAUGGUGCCGAGUCACUCCUCCCCAAGACUCUUGCUGAAGCUCGCCGUCUGGUUGAGAAUCCGCCUGCCAAUCCCAAUCUCACGCCGGACGAGAUCGAGUCACUCAACGCACUGUCAAAGGAGGAUACUACCCGCAAUGAUCCGCGUAGCACAGGUCUGACAAGUGGGGGUAGGACGCCCCGUGAACGGAGUGCCGACAGCGCAAGAACACAGGGCAGCGGCAGGAAACCCGGUGUUGCAUCCGUUCGAGAAGAGCAGGCUCAAACGCCAGUGUCAGCCUCGAGUUCCCAUCCUCUCGAUUCGGUGCGAAAUUUCGGCAACACGCUCAAUCCUCUCAACCAUAUCCCCGGUAUGAUCAAAAACUUUGGCCGAGCUACACCCGAGACCCCCGGUCCUCGUGCGCUGUCUCCUGCCGCGAUGGACCGCUUGAGGAUCUCGCCUGCCUCUACAGAUAAAACUGCCAGCCCAACCGUCAUGCCUUUAUCGAUCCAUAUCGAUCCGCCCAUCCAACGAUUGAUUGACAUCAAGGACGCUCGAGACCUUCGUCUCGGGGAUGUGGCCAUUUUGCUUGAAGACUACAAAAGGCUGGCUUCGGCUCUUGCCCGAUUGAACGAGGGAUCUCGCUGA